CGGGAGUAGAGCAGCAAUCAAAGUGUCGCGAACGCCUUAAACACACAAAGCACAGUAAUAUAAAGCGAUCCUUUAUAUACUAAGGGGAUUCUCAUUUUAAUUAGUUAACAAAAUACCAAUAAUAAAUAAGUUCUCAAGCGCUCUCAAUUGGCGAUCGUGUUAUCUGUGAACGUAUGUCCCCUCCCCUCUCCUCUCCUCUCCAAAUACGUGCGUUAUAAAUAAAGAUGGCAGCAAUGGACAUUUUGGUGAAAGAUGGCGGAUUUGGCACACAAAUGUCCGUCCAUGUGGGUGACGCAGUGGAUGGCGAUCCGCUGUGGAGUGCGCGUUUCAAUUCCACAAAUCCGGCAGCUGUGGUGGCCACACAUCUGGACUUUCUGCAGAACGGUGCGGACAUCAUAUUGACAAACACUUAUCAGACAAGUGUCGAAGGUUAUAUGGAGUAUUUGGAGCUGGACGAAGAGGAGAGCAUUGAGCUGAUAAAGAAGACUGUGCGUUUGGCUCAUGUUGCCAUGGACAAAUACAAGGCUGAAUACUAUCAGUCGCAUCAGAAGAUACCCGAGAAUAAGUUUAUAAUUGCCUCCAUUGGACCCUUUGGAGCACACCUGCACGACGGCUCUGAGUACACAGGCGACUAUGCCGAUUACGUGCCGGCGAAAACGAUAACAGAUUGGCACCGAGUAAGGAUCGAGGCGUGCCUGGAGGAAGGAGUUGAUGGCUUGGCUAUUGAAACAAUACCCUGUCAAAUGGAGGCCGAAGCUUUGGUCGAAAUGCUCUGCGACGACUACCCGGAUGUCAAGUUUUGGGUAACCUUCCAGUGCAAGGACGAGAAAACAUUGGCACAUGGCGAGUACUUUUCGGAUGCUGCUAACAGCAUUUGGGAAUUAUUGCGGGAGCGUAAUGCUCUUGACAGGUGCCUAGCCCUCGGCGUUAACUGUGUACAUCCACAACAUGUGACGCCAUUGUUCAAGAGCCUUAAUGGUGAACGCAGUGCCAAGGAAAAAAUCCCCCUGGUCGUCUAUCCCAACAGCGGGGAAGUGUAUAACGUUGUUGACGGGUGGCAUGGUCGUGAACACUGUGUCCCACUGGAAAACUUUGUACCCGAGUGGGCACAAUUGGGUGCAAAAAUUAUUGGUGGCUGCUGUCGCACCUAUGCCCGGGACAUAAGGCAUAUCAGCGAAGCGAUACAUGCAAUCAACAAGCUGAGAAAAGGUGCCUGACUAAACAUUUUAAAUUGAGCUUCUGAUCUCAGACGCAAAAGGGCCAUAUUAUUAAGUUACUCAAUUCAAGUAUAUGUAUGUAGGUUCACUAGUUUUUUAAAAUAAAAAGAAGAUAAAAUGAAAACUGAAUAACGUCAA
This is a messenger RNA of Scaptodrosophila lebanonensis, 1355 nucleotides long. Its product is annotated as homocysteine S-methyltransferase. Bases 225 to 1217 code for a protein of 330 amino acids. Gene Ontology annotation, biological process: S-methylmethionine cycle. Gene Ontology annotation, molecular function: S-adenosylmethionine-homocysteine S-methyltransferase activity. NCBI's taxonomy places the organism in Eukaryota, Metazoa, Arthropoda, Insecta, Diptera, Drosophilidae. The transcript is spliced from 4 exons. The record is from RefSeq and is a predicted model, not a curated record.